This is a messenger RNA of Capsicum annuum, 1429 nucleotides long. RefSeq names its product mitochondrial import inner membrane translocase subunit TIM17-2. The transcript is spliced from 3 exons. Gene Ontology annotation, cellular component: TIM23 mitochondrial import inner membrane translocase complex; mitochondrial inner membrane. Bases 400 to 1086 code for a protein of 228 amino acids. The record is from RefSeq and is a predicted model, not a curated record. Gene Ontology annotation, biological process: protein import into mitochondrial matrix. Gene Ontology annotation, molecular function: transmembrane protein transporter activity. NCBI's taxonomy places the organism in Eukaryota, Viridiplantae, Streptophyta, Magnoliopsida, Solanales, Solanaceae.
AAAAGUUUAUUUAGGAAAAAAAAAAUAUAAAUAUUAUGUAUAGAGCUUCAUAAUUUAUUGAUUUUUGUAAUAAAGUGUGCAACAAGAAAAAACUCCAAAAAGAAAGCAAACAAAUUCUUCACCUUUAAAUAAUUCAAUCGGGUAUUACCCAUUUAAAUUCGGGUCAAAAAACCCUUUCUUUUUCUAUAUACUACUACUUUUUAGGUUUUCCAUCUUCUCCCUCUUUCUGCGUCUCCCACCUGGGUAGGUGCCCCCCCAGCCCCCCUUUCUCAGGUGAAUUCUUUGCAUCCUAGUCUUAUUACAGCAAACUAAUCACUUGGAAAGUGAAAGCAAGUCUGCUUGGUUGGUGUUAUCCCCUUUAACCUUUUACUUCCUAGUUAGUGCUCGUCCUCUGUAACAAUGGGAACACCAGAGACCUCUCGUGAACCUUGCCCUGACCGUAUUCUUGACGAUGUUGGCGGAGCAUUUGGUAUGGGUGCUGUUGGAGGUUCAGCCUUCCACUUCUUAAAAGGCUUAUACAACUCGCCAAACGGUGAGCGCUUGAUCGGUGGUACACAGGCAGUGCGCAUGAAUGCUCCUCGUAUUGGUGGUAGUUUUGCUGUGUGGGGUGGAUUGUUCUCCACAUUUGAUUGUUCAAUGGUUUAUCUCCGACAGAAAGAAGAUCCUUGGAACUCAAUUAUUGCUGGUGCAGCAGCUGGUGGCUUUCUGCAGAUGCGACAGGGAUUAGGUUCUGCUUCGAGAUCAGCAUUGUUUGGUGGAGUCUUACUUGCAUUGAUAGAUGGAGCUGGAAUUAUGUUAAAUAAAGUCAUGGCUGCUCCGCAGAAUUUCCCACCCAUGGAGGAGCCACUACCAAAUGUCCCUGGGGUGCCUGGUCAACCAAUGGGGCAGGUUCCUGGUCAAGCUGCCGUAAGUAUUGAUGGUAUGAUGUCAGAAUCUUCAGCACCAUCCUCUUCUUCCUCAACUUCCUGGUUUGGAGGGCUUUUUGGUGAUGGAAAGAAGGAGGAGACAGCGACAAGCGGUGGUAGCAAAACACAGAUUUUAGAGAGCUUUGAUGCUCCUAUCCCACCUACCUUUGAAUUUAAAUGAGUUUAAGAGAUGGUUUAAUUUUCAGGGCGGAGCAUUUUGGUGGUCAGUAUACUUGUCACGGUUCAUACAUGCCAAUUUUGAGGCUACUAGAUGGCUUAUUAUGGAUUUUAAUUACAGAGUGGGGCUUAUUGGUUGAGGCAGUUAAAUUUAUAGUAUUUGAUUGAGGGUAAUGUUUCAUUUGGUCUAGGUUUAAUGGUACUAACAUUUGAUUGUUGUAUGAGUUUGGCUACUUUUUGUUCACACAAAUUGAAAAAUAAUAUGGUAGGUUUAUGGCUUGUAUAUGGAAACACAUGCUUGGCCAGCAUAUUAAUGGUCUUUUUGCAGGGCUAAUUUUUCUUGAUAA